This is a messenger RNA of Lepisosteus oculatus (spotted gar), 2347 nucleotides long. RefSeq names its product 5-hydroxyisourate hydrolase-like. Gene Ontology annotation, molecular function: hydroxyisourate hydrolase activity. Gene Ontology annotation, biological process: purine nucleobase metabolic process. Lineage: Eukaryota; Metazoa; Chordata; Actinopteri; Semionotiformes; Lepisosteidae. The record is from RefSeq and is a predicted model, not a curated record.
UGCAGAUGGACGGAUCAUACUGACGAGAUCAGCUUUGUACAACUGACUCGUAUUUCCUGUCGUUAGGCUGUUCUUGUAAACCCAGUCGUACUUCUUGUAUGGUAAUACAUGCCUCUAGUCUGUCUUAGAGUUGUGUACAUAUUCUCAGACCGGCGAUGUCUUUUAAGUAGAUUAUGUAGUAGACUAAAGUUUUGUGAUUUAAAGUUUAAAUUGGCUCCCUCACCCUGCAAUAGUUAACUCAUGUAAAAAAUGACAUCGGACAUAGGCGUAUACCGUGCACAGUAUUUUAUUUCGUUUCAUACAAAUGUUAUACACAUAAAUGCAACUCUAGUGACAGACUAUGGCUGCAGCUACUUUCUUGCCGCACUGUGUGUGACACAGCGACCGGCGAUUACGAGUCAAGCACACUCAACCUCACGAAGCGAAAAUCAAUACCCGGCAUCAGAGUGGUGUUCUGGACAGGGGGGAGAGACACAGCGGCUGUUGACCUCUCACAGUGUACCCGCCCGGGCGCAGGUCCGCUUGGAGAGAAAUUCCGGGAAAAAUGUGCUCGAUACUGAACCGGCCAGCGCUGGGCAGGCGCUCAGACACACUUCACGGGCACGCCUUGAAGCAGGUUUUAAAACUGAACCACGAUGCAAAUAUAGUCGGUUCGAAAAACACCGCGGGUGUCAGUUUCUAGGGAGUGCGGAGCAUUUGUGGUUUACAACGCCUCUCCAAAAACAACGGAGCCCGAAGAGCUGCUGGUCGAGACUCUGUCAUCAUAAUAGUCCACUUUUAAAAGAUCUGCACAGAAAAAAGGUGAUUUUCCUUGAUACAAGAUCCAGAAAUCUUCCAUUCAUAACAAUGUGUUUUUAAAAACGAUGAGUGAUCUUAUUGAGCUGCUCAGCACGUAUUUGUCCCUGUUGGCUUUGUAUUCUCUGCGCGUGUGCCGCGGGCACAGUUUCAGGUCGUACAGGUCUCGUUUAUAGCGAAUGUCUCUGUGACAGAGGAAAGAAAGUUGUUAAAAAUCGCAACAGGGGGCACCGCCGCAGACUGGAGGCGUCAUUCAGGGCGGGGUACGCCGAGGCCGAGGCGCACAGGGGGGCGACGCGUCUGCGCCUCCUUGGGGAUCACCUGCAGACGGAAGCACAGCUCGUGGGGAUGGACAGGCCUCCGGGGAGCCCUCUGACCACACACGUGCUGGACACAGCCCGAGGAGUUCCUGCUGCCCGCCUGCCCCUCGGCCUGUACAGACUGGACUCCGGAGCGGCAGGGUGGACCCUGGUGACCUCGGGAGCCACCAAUGACGAUGGACGAUGUCCAGGCCUGAUAACGAGGGAUGCUUUCCUGUCUGGGAUGUACAAGAUGCGUUUUGAAACCGGGCAGUACUGGGCAGGUCUAGGAGAGACUGGUUUUUAUCCAUAUGUGGAGGUUGUCUUCAGUAUCACAGACCCGUCUCAGAAGUACCACGUGCCCCUGCUCCUCAGCCCAUUCUCAUAUAGCACCUACCGCGGGAGCUGACAGGACCACCCCUCUCUCCACCCCUGCAAAGAACAGGAAAUCUGUGAAGCAAGAAGUUUUUCCUUUUAUUGUCACUUGACAUGACUGUAGUCCGGCUGAAUACUUUCUGUGAAUCAUAUUAAACAAUGAGAAAAUGUACAGUGUCUGUCAAAAGUAUUCACCCCCUUGGACUUGUUCCACAUUUUAUUGUGUUACAAUGUAUAAUCCCAAUUUAUUUAAUUGGGAUUGUUUGCCAUCGAUAGUGUUUUGUGUCGAUCAUUGGCAAACAAUCCCAGUUAAAUACGUUAUGAUUCUAUAGUGUAACAGAAUAAAAUGUGAUAAGGUCCAGGAGGUGAAUAUUUUUUACUUUAGACACUUUCGCUCUGCUUCUUUGGCAUUUUGCUGCAUUUGGCCACAGAUCAGGUUGCAGUAGCACUGUUUUUCUGACACUACUGUUUAUUUGACACUUAAGCUUAAAAUAUGUUUUUAGGAAAUAUACUAACGUGUGUCUCAUGGAGAGCAAGUUGGGGGUAUGCGAAAAGACAAAUUCUUAAUACAAGAAAUUGUAUAUGGCCAAUAAAGUGAUCUCUUAAAACAUGUAUUUCAUGUUUCUAUAAUAUAUCCAUGAGCUUUUUGCUCUCCCCAGUUCUGGCUAUGAAAAAGCCCAGCUGUGUUUCUCCAAAUAUAUUUUAUUUGGUUUGUGGUUACCAUUACCACGCAACAUUUAAACGGUAUUAUUCCGUGUACAAGCUACAGAUUGUAAGAACUAUCUUACGUGGUUCCGACUACCACGACAUGUUUAUUCAGAAGAUGAAAAUGUGUUUUCUUAUACUGUGUGAGCGACGUAACUCGUAAUAAAUCAAUA